Messenger RNA from Salvelinus sp. IW2-2015, 1921 nucleotides. The record is from RefSeq and is a predicted model, not a curated record. Lineage: Eukaryota; Metazoa; Chordata; Actinopteri; Salmoniformes; Salmonidae.
CUUAGGGGCUAAACUAAAGUUAGUUUUAUCUUGGUGACCUACGAUCGGUGCACAGAGGCAAUUUCCUACCUACACCCCCUUGAUGGUGGUGGCCAUUUUGCGUCAGCCAUUUUGGGAUAGUUAAGAGGCCGUCCUGUGAGGCCAGAUCAGGAGACUGAGCUUAAACAGCCAUCUGCUGAGACUCCCCUCUCAUACUUUGACCUUAUUCUGACCUUUGAACUGUCCAAGAUGGCGUUCUCCUUCACUAGAAUGAUGUCCAGCCGUAACACGGCCACGCUGUUGGCCAGCCUGGGAGCAGGCACCAUGGCAACCUGCUACCUGAUGACUGACAGCAACAUCCUGUCCGCUGAGGAGAGGAGGAAGCUCUACCCACCCAGCGCUGACUUCCCUGACCUGAGGAGGCACAACAACUGCAUGGCGCACGCCCUGACCCCUGCUAUCUACGGCAAGCUGAGAGACCAGGUGACCCCUAACAACUGGACCCUGGACCAGUGCAUCCAGACCGGAGUGGACAACCCGGGCCACCCCUUCAUCAAGACUGUCGGCAUGGUGGCUGGGGACGAGGAGAGCUACAAGGUGUUCGCCGACCUCUUUGACCCCGUCAUUAAAGACCGACACAACGGCUACGACCCCAAGACAAUGAAACACCCCACUGAUCUGGACGCAUCCAAAAUCACUAACGGUGUUUUCGAUGAGAAAUACGUUCUGUCGUCUCGCGUGCGUACAGGCCGUAGUAUCCGCGGUCUGAGCCUGCCCCCGUGCUGCUCCCGCUCGGAGCGCCGCGAGGUGGAGCGUGUGACCGUGCAGGCCCUGGCCGGCCUGAAGGGUGACCUGGCCGGGCACUACUACAGCCUGGGAGACAUGACGGAGAAGGAGCAGCAGCAGCUUAUUGAUGACCACUUCCUGUUUGACAAGCCUGUCUCCCCCUUGUUGACGUGUGCCUUCAUGGCCCGUGAUUGGCCCGACGGCAGGGGCCUCUGGCACAACAAUGAGAAGACCUUCCUGAUCUGGGUCAAUGAGGAGGACCACACUAGGGUCAUCUCCAUGGAGAAGGGAGGAAACAUGAAGAGAGUGUUCGAGAGGUUCUGCAGAGGACUCCAACAGGUGGAGAAGCUGAUCCAGGAGAGAGGCUGGGAGUUCAUGUGGAACGAACACCUGGGUUACAUCCUCACCUGCCCCUCCAACCUGGGCACCGGACUCAGGGCUGGAGUACACGUCAGACUGGCCAAACUCAGCAAGGACCCCCGCUUCGGUAAGAUCCUGGACAACAUGCGUCUGCAGAAGAGAGGGACAGGCGGAGUCGACACGGCCACAACUGGAGACACCUUCGACAUCUCCAACAACGACCGUCUGGGAAAAUCCGAGGUGGAGUUGGUACAGUUGCUGGUUGAUGGAGUCAACUAUCUGAUCGACUGUGAGAAGAGGCUGGAAAAGGGCCAGGACAUUAAGAUCCCCGCCCCCAUCGCCCAGUUCAGGAAGUAAAACUCCUGAGCCCCACCUCUGAGAGGAAGUGACCUGCUCUGCGGUUAGGGAGAGCAAGAAGUGAGGCGCCAGCGGCGAGGAGCUAGGCCUGAUCCAUCCACUCGUGACCAAACUGAGCGGUUUGGAGUAAAGUAGCAGUAGUAUGUCGUUCUGCCCCUGAACAAGGCAGUUAACCCACUGUUCCCCGGUAGGCCGACAUUGUAAAUAAGAAUUUGUUCUUAACUGACUUGCCUAGUUAAAUAAAGGUUAAAAUUACACUAGUCCAGGUACAGGUGUUGAUGUAUUCCCCUUAUGGUUAAGGCUGGGGUUGGGGGUAUCAUAAUCUGAUCCUAGAUCUGUGGUUAGGAGCAACUUCUACCAGGAGCGAAAAUCUUACCUGUAACACUAACCUCAAUAAAAAUCAACUUUAAUAAAAACAUCUGAUUUCUGAUCAACAAAA